Messenger RNA from Enterobius vermicularis (human pinworm), 555 nucleotides. The record is from the annotation of a GenBank genome assembly. Lineage: Eukaryota; Metazoa; Nematoda; Chromadorea; Rhabditida; Oxyuridae.
AUGGAUAGAAAAAGAAGGCAUGAAAGUGAGCGUUCAAGUGCAGGACCAUCUUCAGACAACCAGAGUGAAGGAACUAUCAAGAAAAAGCCAAAAGUUCUUGAUGAUUGUGCCAGUUCGUCGGAGUUUGAUGACUACGAUUUCUGGUUAAUUAAAAAACCAGUCUCAGUUAGCCCCGAAUCUUUAUCAAACCUGAAGUUUCCGUCAGUUGGAAAAGAAAAGAAGAAAUCGUUUGCUUCAUCCAGUGAAGAGAACUGCGUUUUGCGAUGUCAGUUCGUGCCGGCUAAUGCGCAACUAUUAUAUGUCCCAACCUCUCACGUUAGAACCCAAAAGGAAGCAAUGAAUAUGAAAGCGGUUGCUGAAAUUGGUGGUGUAUGUUUAAUAAGCAAGUUCCAAUCAGAAGCCUCUCUAAGUGCUUCAGGUGGAAGUAGUUGCCCGAUUGAGAUUAAUUCUAUAAGGAAGAAACCGGAGCCUUUAGUUACAAAAAGUCGAUCACAGUUAAAAGCUUUUGGCGUUCGGCAUAGGAAGAAGAAAAGAAAAUUAUGCAACCUAAAGUGA